AUGGCGGUGCAAUAUCUCACUGACAGAUCUAACAGCAGUUUUAAGGACUCAGAUCCGGUCGUGGAAUCGGUGCAGUGUUAUUCGGGAUACUGUUUUCACAGUGGAACGUGCACUAACUCGCCUAAUGCGACGUGUACGUGUACGGUCGGAUUUGUUGGGGGGCGAUGUAAAAAAAACGGUAUGAAAGCCUUCCGAAAUGAGUUAAACAAUACGUGGGGGUAUAACAACACAAAGGCAAGUGAAUAUGUCGGGAAAGUGAAGCAAAUUCUACAGGAGCAUAUCUUUCACCAGUAUGAGCUUAUAAAAACUGUGAACUAUACAAAUGAGGUCUUGGAUAUAAUUGCCACUGAAAUGAGGAACCAAACAAGAAAGAAAUACGCCAUGAAAAAUGCUGACUUUCUACCGUUAACAGAGGAUUAUGUAGAGAUUCUUACAACAAUCGUCACGAUAUUGAACGACAAAGGAUGUGGUGUGGGCCAAACAGUCAACUGCAGUGUGAAUGCCACUUUGCUGAAGUAUGCAUUUCAGUAUUCUACCCUCCUAUCGUACGCCGAGGAUAAUUUAGUGCAAAUAACAAGUAUAAUGGGGAUGACCAGAGUUGAAGAAGGAGAAAUGACAACGAUAGAAAAAGAUGGAAUUAUCUCCUUCACGAUCCUCAAGUCCAAAGGGAAAGAUCUCCCAUUUGUAUUCCAAGCUGCAUAUGGAUCUGUCACGCUGCCUUACUGGGAGACAUUCCAAGACACCAUAGGCGGAAGGACAAUCGUUCUUAGUGUGCUGACAUAUCACAAAAGCCCGUAUGGAUUUGUAGAUAAUUUGGAUGCUGUAGCCUCUGGAGUAAUAAAAGUAGUCACGACAGACAAGAAUGGAAAAAUCCUUAACCUCCGAGAUCGGGACGAUCCUGUCGAUAUGACAGUAGACAUGACACAGGUGUUCUCUGCAACUCACACCUGGAGUGAUAUGGAAAGGUUGGCUGAUGGCCGAUCUACGUGUGUAGCUUUUCGGAACGAAACAUAUUCAGCUUUUGUUCUGGAGCUGAAAAUUAAUUCCUUUUCAAAAUGUACUAUGUAUGGUAUCUAUGGAACCACAGGAUAUCCCACCAGUAGCAAACGUGACAUUUUGGUCAAAACCAAGGGAAUGAACCUUAUUCUUGAUUCGAAACCAUAUGGACUACCGGUUACUUUUGAUAACCAGCUGCUUCAGAUCACUAUUUAUAAUACAAAUUAUUGGAAGGGUGGUCAUAUGGACCCUCUUGCAAUUACUCUACGAUGUGAAGAUGAUGUAGCAAAACGAAAGAAAAGACAAGCUUUUUCAAAUGUCCAUCAGUUCCGUGUGCAGGAAAUAACUUUGUCACAACUAGGUAGUACAACAUGGGCGGAUUCCAACUCAGCAGAGAUUGACAAGGCAGAGGGUAACAAUAUUAAAUUCAAGAGCACUUUUUUCGGAACCUUUGCAUCCAAUACACUGUUUAUUCCGCCAGCGACGAUUGACUUUGAGGCCAUCUUUACAAACUUUCUGGAGCGCCUUAGGUUAACACCUCAUGUGCUCAUAAUUUUUGUGAUCUUAUUUGUGUUGAUUGUAAUUUUGACUAUAUUUCUAAGACGAAUGGACAUAAGUGAUCAUUUAAUCUGGGAUUACUUGCCAUUGGCUGACAAUAAGCGACAAGACUCCUAUAAAUACACAAUUUCUGUGUUUACCGCCAUCAGAUCAUCACGACUACUGACAUCAACCCCUUACUUUGUUCUCGAGGGAUCGAAGGGAUCCACUGGAGACCGUAUUCUAUUUGACGGACAACGUCAGAACUUCAGCGCAGGAACCUGCAGUAACUUUUUUAUGUCAACGGAGAAUGAAUUAGGUAAACUCAAAAGAUUAACAAUGUGGACUGACAAUAAAGGAAGGUCCCCGGAUUGGAUGUUAUCAAAAGUUGUCAUUAUAGAUCUAUCUACCAAAGAGAGCUAUACAUUCCUUUGUGGCGAAUGGAUAUCACAGCAAUAUGGAAAUUGUGACACAUGGGUUGUUCUAGAACCUCUUUCAAAGGGUCUUCUUGUUAGGGAAACCAUUUUCACAGAAACAGCAAGAAAGGGAUUCUUUGAUGAUCACCUCUGGUUUUCGAUCUCAAAACGCCCACAUUACAGUCAAUUUACCAGAGUUCAAAGACUUUGGACUCUAAUGGCUCUUCUAUUCCUCUCAAUGGUAGCGUCUGCGAUGUGGUUCAAUCAAGAACCAUCAAAGGAAGACCAAGAUCCUGAUACAGUCAGUGCUAUUAGAACUGUUCAGUUGGGGCCGUUUAAAUUAAGCUACAAACAGCUGUAUGUAGGGUUCAUGUCAUCUCUGAUUACCUUUGUCCCAUCUAUAAUUAUUGUUGCCAUCUUUAAAAACAGAAAGAUAAAACAAGAAAAUACAAGCUAUUCCGAUUCUCAAAAAGAAUCAGAAAUAGUAUCUAUUGAGAACAAAAAACGGAGACUCGUACUUCCUUGGCAGAGUGUAUAUUUUGCAUAUGCUCUAAUCGGCCUCUGCAUAACUACUGGAGGAACAUUUACAUUUCUUUACUCGUUAGAGUUUGGAACUGACAAAACAAAUGAUUGGCUAAUGUCAUUUGUGUUUGGAACAGUCUUAGGCGUCCUCAUCCUGGAACCAGUGAAGGUUCUACUUUUUGCAAUUCUGAUUGCAUGCUGCCUGCAAAGAUCAAAGGAAACGCUAUCAGAUGUGGGAAAUCCAUAUCAAAAUGUAAAAGAGGAUGAUGUAGAUGGAGAAUGCGACGACGUGGUAGAGGCAAAAAUCAUUUACCAUCCUUGUCCAAUCGCAAAGGCAAAUACCAGAAAAAGUCAGAUGAAAAAGAAGAGAUUCAAAUUAGACAAUGAAUUAGCAGAACACUUCAAGUCUUUUCUUCUGUGUAUAUUUUACAUAUUCAUCCUCGCUAUGAUCUGCUCACACAUCACCACUACGACGGCUUUCCGCCAGAACGAGGCAAUGAGCAUUUCCAUUAACAACAGUUUUGUGGUAAACACAACAGAUGACAUCUGGACCUGGUUAAUUGAUUAUUAUAUUAAUGCAACUUGGACCAAAUAUUUCGUUAAUGACGAUCUGAGGACAGCGUAUGAACAGAGGUUUACUUAUGAUGGAUACAAUUAUAGAAUGUCAUUGAUCCAACUUAGACAAGUUCGUUCUUAUGGGAACUGCAGUGGACCAAAGGUUGUACAGAAUGUUGUAACAAGGUGCACAAAUGAUUAUGAUAUCGAAACAGAAUCCACUGAAAAUUUUUGUCCAGGUUGGGAGAAAUUCAACUCUUCUUGUUUUGAUGAAAAUGAAAUAAUUGACUAUAGCUUUCAGUAUAAAUCUUCUAAGGAACUGAAAUCUUUUUCGUACUUGGGAAAAUAUGCGUAUUACGGCGGUGGUGGAUAUCGAAUGCAACUGGGUCCCAAGCAAUCCCUGGUCAUCAACCAUGUCAAUCAACUCAGAUCUAAAACGUGGAUAGAUGGAAAUACCCGCGCAAUAUUCGUAGAUUCAAACACGUUCAAUGCCAACAGCCGACUAUUUACUCAUUUGAAAGUCGUUUUUGAGAUCUCUGAGUAUGGAGCCAUUACCAUGACAACAAUAUCUAAGUCCUCCAAUUUAUAUCCGUACGUGUAUGCAUUGGAUUACAUCAUUCUUUGUCUCCAGAUAAUCUUUGUGAUAAUAAUCGUGGUUAAGAUGAUUCUGUUUGGGAUAAACGUAUUCAAAUUAAAGCGAAAGUGUUUUGUUACCUUUGGUAUGUGGAUAACAUUAGCAGAAAUAGUGUUGGCUCUAUUGGCCAUUGUGUUCUUUAUCAUUCGAAUCGACAAGACUAUCAAAGCAGUAGAUGACAUAAAUGAUAGCAAUGGAGCUUUUGUGUCGUUUGAAGAAGUAGAAUUAUACGACGAAAUUUACCGUUUAUGUAUAGCUGGUGUAUUUUUCAUAGUGAUCCUUCGUUUAUUACAGCCUUUAUCUUUCAACUAUCAUCUGUUUGUCUUGGAAAAAUCUCUUUCAAAAGCCAGAACAGAUCUAAUUUCUUAUAGUAUAUUGCUUUCAAUUUCUUUGACGGCCUUUGCUUCGUAUCUUUAUUUAACUUUAGGCAGGUAUGUUUUUGAUUUCAAAAGCAUGGAUUCCGCGUUAGGAACUUUGCUUCAGAUGCUAUUGUCUAUGAUAUCCUUUCGUUUUAACGUGGACAUGUCUUCUAUGCAAGCACAAGUUGUUGUCAGUUUGUUUGCCUUCACGGUGUCAAUCAUUGGAAUCAAUAUUUUUAUCGGAAUACUUACAUGGAACUUCUAUUACAUUAAACUCUUACAAACGGAUAAGGAAGCGACACAAAACGUACUUUUUAACCAAGAACUCAACGACCAUUUCUGGUGGAGAGUUGAUCAAGUAUUACGUCGACUGAUUUUUAGAAGAACACCAAAGAGUAAGAACAAUGAUGCUCUGUAUAAGAAAGUAGAAAAGAAGAUUGAUUGUAUAGAUCAAAAGUUUAAUGAUAUCACAAAGGAAGAAAUCGAGUGGACAUUUUCUACGACAGCAAUGAUGUUCAUCUGCAAGAAAGAUCACAGGAGAAAUUUGCUGGGAUGCUGUAUAACCGCACACAACAACGACAUUCAGUAUAGAUUUUUUGACCAAAUGACAAAAUCGACUAAGGUAGUUCUUACCCUCCCAUACUUGAGACCCGGGGAUGCCCCAGAGAUCAUUUGUUACGAAGUUCCGCUCUCUCUAUUUAUCCUUAGUGGCUUCAAAAUCCCACACAGCUGUUCUGCAAAGACUGAUAUGUUUGAAUUCAUUAUAAAUGGCGAUUUACAAACAGCUAAGUGUGGUUCCAGAAUAACAUUUAAAGAUGGUAGCAUACUGGCUGAAGAUAUCGUUCAUUGUAGCUAUGACAACAUGAGAACAUGGCAGACGAAGCUCUUACGUGAGGAAGAGUCAUUAGGAGUGUAUUGCUGCAAGUUCCAUUCUGUUCCCUCUCAUUGCUUUGUGGUGCAUCGACAGGAAUCUAUUAAACUCGAUAUUGGAGAACUGCAUAAAUUUCCUGAUCUAGAACGCCAUCGUCUUCUUAAAUCUGAUCAGUGCAUUCGACUUCGGUCAGAUAAACGAAUAGGCAUUGCUAUAUCAGCAAAUGCUGUACAGGAAAAUGGGGAUAUUAUUAUUAUGGUGGAGAAGCCGUUUGCAGCCUUGUGUCCAAUAUUACAGCUCUAUUCUACAAGAAAAAUUAAUGGCACUAUAGAUAUUUGUUUGCCAUUGAAACACCAACCCACGUCAAACAUUUUUAAUGGGGUAACACGUGAGUUCUGGGUGUUAAUUCGUGAGAAGAAUGCUACUUGGAAAAAGACUGAAUGUCAAGUGGAACUGGACUUUGAUCGAAUAGUAGUGUGCCUUCGCCUAAUCAACAUGAAGACACCCACUGCAAUAUGUGUGAAGGAAGUUUUGCUACCCUGGGGACAACUUCAAUCUGCGACACAAGAUUGGAAAUUUGUGAGAGAAAUAAACCAGUUGAGCCAAAAUGCAGCGGUUCAGAAACACUGGCGGGAUUUAGCAGAGAAAUGCAAAGUGACCUUCACCUCCAAGUUUGAAGACCAUCAUAUUCCCUAUUUUAUUUCUGUUGAGAACCGGAAGUAUGUUUUCAACAUGGACAGGUGCUUGUUCAGGCGAAUCACCGCGGUCCCCAUAUCCGAUCAAGAAAAAUUCCUGACCAUCUUGUCCACGUGGCUGAAAGGAUUAAAGUCCAAGACCGGCGUGACCUCAUUGAUUCCGUUGCUGAGAGAAUAUAAUCUGCCUUACUUACCGGAUUUGUAG
This is a messenger RNA of Saccostrea echinata, 5790 nucleotides long. RefSeq lists its product as uncharacterized. Gene Ontology annotation, cellular component: membrane. Gene Ontology annotation, biological process: detection of mechanical stimulus. Bases 1 to 5790 code for a protein of 1929 amino acids. The transcript has 31 exons. The record is from RefSeq and is a predicted model, not a curated record. NCBI's taxonomy places the organism in Eukaryota, Metazoa, Mollusca, Bivalvia, Ostreida, Ostreidae. Gene Ontology annotation, molecular function: calcium ion binding; protein binding; calcium channel activity.